GAAAAGUUAAGUUAAUGAAUGCAAUGACCUUUCCCCAAAAAAUUAUCUUGUAGAAACGGAAGCACCAAUUCCUGUCAAGUUAGUCACGCACUUCACGUGCAAUUAUCAGUCAAAUUGUGACCAUAUUGUUCACAGUUUGUUUACACGUUGCCUAUGAAUAAAUCUUUUAUCAAUGGUCGUGUAGUUGUCGCCCAUCGAAAUGGCUUUUACAUUUGAUGAUUUUAUGAAAUAGUUAGUGUUAUUGACAAAUCAUGGCAAACGGGGCUUUAAGGUCUAUUGCUAUUUAUCUUCUGCGAAAUGAUCUACGUGUCCAUGAUAACGAAUGCCUUCAUUGGUGUCAAUCAAAUGCAAACAUUGUGAUUCCGCUAUUCUGUUUUGACUCUUUAAUAUAUGGCCCUAAAGCACAAACAUGGACUUACAAAUUUCCAAGAACGGCAGCUUAUCGCGCACGCUUUAUGAUAGAAAGUGUGAAUAAUUUAAGGGAGACACUUAAGAAUCUGGGAAGUGAUCUAGUUGUGCGAAAUGGUGCCAUCAAGGAUGCUGUACUUGAAAUAAUACAAUUGUGUAAGAAAAAUUGCAAAGAUCCAGUUACGUUAGUUUAUCAGAAGGAAAUUACGAAGGAAGAAGUGCAGAUUGAAGAUGACCUGGACAUUAUUUGCAAUGAUGAGCAGAUAAAGGUUCAAAAGUUUUGGGGUCUCACUCUUUUGCACAUCGAUGAUCUGCCUUAUAGCUCUAUUGGAGGGUUUCCUGAUUUUUACACUGCGUUUCGCAAAAAGAUCGAGAGUACAAAUCGUUCACACUGUCGUUCAUUGUUGUCAACACCGAGCAGUUUGCCAACAUUACCGGAUUUUAUAAGAAACGAUACCGGUUCGAUUCCCGAGUUGAGAGAAUUGAUUGGUGAUGAUAAAGUCCUAUGCGUGGACAAGCGGACCGCUUUUCCUUUUAAUGGAGGGGAGUCGAGUGGCUUAAGUCGUAUUGAGAAAUAUUUUUUCGAAAGCAAUAAUGUCUCAAGGUAUAAAGAAACCAGAAAUGGCUUGAUUGGCACAGAAUACUCGACAAAGUUUAGUACGUGGCUUGCGAAUGGAACAAUUUCCCCUCGUAAAAUUUAUCUUGAAAUCAAGAAAUACGAGAAAAUACAAAUGGCUAACCAGUCCACAUAUUGGGUGGUGUUCGAGCUUUUAUGGAGAGAUUUUUUCAAGUUCAUCAGUCUCAAACAUGGUGAUCGUAUAUUUUACUUGUCAGGCAUAAAGCGUCGAAAGAUCCCUUGGAAGUUGGAUUGGGAAAUGUUUGAUAAAUGGCGUUACGGUAAAACAGGAAUACCCUUCGUGGAUGCAAAUAUGAGAGAGUUGUUGUUCUCUGGAUGGAUGUCGAAUAGAGGGAGGCAAAAUGUUGCCAGUUUUUUAGUAAACGAUCUUGGUCUUGAUUGGAGACUUGGAGCCGAGUGGUUUGAAUCCUUACUUUUAGAUCACGACGUCACUAGCAACUAUGGGAACUGGAAUUAUAUUGCAGGGAUUGGUACCGACCAACGUGAGAUACGUAAGUUUAACAUGAUCAAACAAGCUCGAGAUUAUGAUCCGAACGGCGAGUAUGUGCGAAUUUGGGUUCCUGAACUGGAAGGUCUAAAGGACGGUGGGGUUCAUGUACCCUGGACACUUUCUCAGCGAGCUUUGAAAACUGCUGGCGUUGUUCUUGGAUCUACAUAUCCUAAACCAAUGCUUGUUCAGAAAGAGUGGACGCGAUAUGUUUCUGAAUCAAAAACCCCGCAUAAAAGAAAGCACCAGACCACUUUGAAAUUUUGAAUUUACCUUGUUGAAAGCACGAAUGAUAGUGAAAUGGGAUUCACAUUGUGGUAUUACAGUGCCCCGUCUAAAUUUUUAUGUUGAGUUUUUAUGUUUUAUUUUGUUGUACAAACUUGCGUUACAACGACAAGGAUUAUGAAAGUAUGAUAUUUAAAGUUUUUGUUCAACAAUUUUUGUUAAAAAAUAAGCCAUUAGCAUGUAAUUAACCAUAUAUAUACGUAUGUAGCCAUCAUACGAGGUAACGUAACUAACCAAAAACACGAUUUCAGAUUGAAUUACUGUUAUUAAAUGAAGUAUAAUGUUGA
Molecule: messenger RNA, 2104 nt
Organism: Xenia sp. Carnegie-2017
Lineage: Eukaryota; Metazoa; Cnidaria; Anthozoa; Malacalcyonacea; Xeniidae
Product: cryptochrome DASH-like
Exons: 4
Coding region: 252-1799 (515 amino acids)
Biological process (GO): photoreactive repair
Molecular function (GO): damaged DNA binding; FAD binding; deoxyribodipyrimidine photo-lyase activity
Source: RefSeq, a predicted model, not a curated record